Messenger RNA from Tetranychus urticae (two-spotted spider mite), 1573 nucleotides. Lineage: Eukaryota; Metazoa; Arthropoda; Arachnida; Trombidiformes; Tetranychidae. The record is from RefSeq and is a predicted model, not a curated record.
UACUGCAAGUCUUACUCAUACAAGUUGCUUGCAUGGACUGGUGAAUCGGACUGUGCAACCAGAAAAGCUUUAGAACACUUUGACAACCUUAACAAAUUGAUGUUCAUCAGCUUACGUGGUGGACAAAAGCAGGAGUACGAUAAACCAAUCACUUGGAAACUAUGGAUAGGCAACUGGAUCGUUCGUAUCACAAUACUUUUAACUUUUAUCCGACUUAAUUUGUUCUUGUACUUUGAUGAAAGUGUCCAGUUUGAUUUAUAUCUGGCAAACCCUUUUCCAGACUCCAAACGACAGAAGAGCACAUUUAUGCUAAUAUUAGGUGUUAUUACUAUUGUAAUCUUUUCAUUGCUCCGUGAAUAUUAUCAUUACAUCGAACGAGCUGGUAUUUUAAUUACUCUUAGAAUUUUUUUCAACAUUCGCAACCAUGGAAUCUAUUGGAAACCUUUGAAGUUCAAUGCAAGAAGUGCACAGUUUGCCAAUCAAAUUGUCCACUUAAUCAUUACACAGGGAGCUCGUCUCAUGGUUUUUGUCUGGUUCUAUUCGGCAGCAUUAGUUUUCAUACUGCAUUUGAGUUAUCCAGCCUCAUAUUCAUCUAGAGUUCACAUUUUCUUCAUACUUUGUAUUUUUCCUUCUGAAAUUGUUACGUUUGCUUUGCUUUUCAAUGGACUAGUGAGUCUCGGAAUAUAUCUUUGGACUUUUAUUGCAGUUUUCAAUGCACAACUGGAAGCAAUUAGAGACGAGAUAAAAAACUGUCUGAGAAGAUGUUCAUUGAGUCCAGUAGAAUUAAGGCGAAUCAAUGAAAGAGUGAUUCUGUUUAUGAAUGAAAUUGAGCAAACAUAUUGUCGCUUAGAUUAUCUUCAUCUCUACCUGAUGGGACUCAUUGCCCUUCAAGCUGAUAUUAUGCUGCUAUUUUCACUGAUAUUCAAGCUUUUCCCUAAUUUCAUUUCUUCACUGGUCACAUUUGGAGGAAUCUUGAUUCACUUUUUUCUUGUUAUUUUCAAUCUUUGGGCUUCUAGUUAUUACACAAAAGUAAGCUCAAUUUUUACAACUCGAUGCACUUAUAAAUUUGUUUAACAUUUUAUCUUAAUAUUUAAUAUUUCAAGACGUUAAGUAUGCAUGGACGUUAUACUGGACUUAUAUUAAAUACGAAAGCAAAUUGCUCUGCUCGAUUCAAGGCUUUAGAAGUCCAAAAUCGAAUAAACGCAAGACAAACUGGCAUUGCAAUUGGUAAUUUAUGCCUGAUCACUCCUUCGUUUUCUUUACUCUUCAUUUUGGAAAAUAUAAACUUUAUUAUGCUUCUAACAGUCAACAUUAGAACGCUCGUUUGAUAUUUCGCAGCAUUAAUGUAAAUAACAUACGAUGAACGAAGGAAAAGGAAGAUUCGUUACAAUCAUUGUUUCGGUUUGCUACGCAAAGUACUUAGAGACUGGAACAAACGUUUGAAAGUGCCUAAACCUGUGCACAAAAUGUACAAUAAUAACUUUUAAUCAAAUUAAAGCAACAUUGAACAUAUCAUUUGAACUGAAAGCAUCACAAUUGCUAAGUUAACCAAGCAUUUGAGCAUUUGCAUCUA